This is a messenger RNA of Drosophila miranda, 4218 nucleotides long. It is a transcript of the gene xmas, whose product is annotated as protein xmas-2. Gene Ontology annotation, molecular function: nucleic acid binding. The coding region runs from base 67 to 4194 and encodes 1375 amino acids. Gene Ontology annotation, cellular component: transcription export complex 2; cytoplasm; nucleus. Gene Ontology annotation, biological process: mRNA export from nucleus. The transcript is spliced from 3 exons. NCBI's taxonomy places the organism in Eukaryota, Metazoa, Arthropoda, Insecta, Diptera, Drosophilidae. The record is from RefSeq and is a predicted model, not a curated record.
UGGGACCGUAUAUUGCUGUUUGUUUGAGAUUGCGAAAUUGAAGAUAACAAAAUCGAAGGAAAUGCAAUGGACGUUUCCCGCCCAGGCGCCUACAACUAUAAAACGCUACUAUGCACCAAUAUACCCGAACUGUUCCUGGACAAAUUCGUGGCCCGCACACAUUUCGGGCGCUUUGGAAAUUUGGUAAAUUUCGUGCUCCGACCGUGUCGCAUGACCUGCACUGUGAGCUAUGCCACCGAGGAGGAGGCAGAGCUAGCCCUGCACGAAGGCAACGUCUACAACGGGCACGAGUUCCACAUGUCGUAUGCCGAGAACGAGACCGCACCGGCCCAAAAGACAGAGCAGUGGGUGGAUCCCGAAGUGCAGGCCGAACUGAAUGCCCUAAGCAGCGGCUGGCCGAAAGAAUACCAGCCUUCGAAGCCCAUCAAAAUGACUCCCGAGCUGCCUGCGGCUGGCUCCAGAUCGCAACAACAUUCCUCUUCGCAGGCACCCAGCGAACGUAGAGAGCGAGAGCCGCCCGCCCAGUCCAAGGCCUACGCACAGGAGCUGGAGGCUGUGAUGUUGCGGCCCGCGUACACCAGCGAGGAGAAGUACCGGGUACUCGAUGCUAGGGACAAGCUGCUGCGUCUCAACCAGUCACACCGUCAGCUGGAUAUCCAGAAGUCGGGCAGCACUCAGGGCUAUUGCCCGGACAUGUGUCCGGAGAAGGAGCGCCUGCUGCGUGAGUUCCAGCGCCAGGUGUCCGUUUUCGAGCUGCAGCCCGACUCUCUGUCGCGGCAGCCCGGUGGCUUGAUCUCCCAUGAGCUGGCCCUCAAGCAAUAUUCACGCAGCAGUGCCGACCAGGAGACGCCGCUGCCUCACGAACUGCGCGGCGAGCCCGCGCUGCACAUGACCAUGAGCUACCUGAUGCACGAGAUCAUGGACAACGACCGGGAGCCGCUGGGCGAUUGGUUCCACUUUGUGUGGGACCGCACGCGCUCCAUUCGGAAGGAGAUCACCCAGCAGGAGCUCUGCUCUUUGGGAGCCGUCAAGCUGGUGGAGCAGUGUGCCCGCUUUCACAUCCACUGCGCGGGUCGUCUGGUGGCCGAGGAUCCCAGUGUCUUCGAUGGCAAGAUCAAUGCGGACAAUCUAACCAAGUGUCUGCAGACGCUGAAGUACAUGUACCACGACCUCCGGCUGAAGGGGGUACAGUGCCCCAGGGAGGCCGAGUUUCGGGGCUACAUUGUCCUGCUAAAUCUGGCCGAUGCCAACUUCCUGUGGGACGUGGGCCAGCUGCCCGACGAGCUGCAGACCUGCGCUGAGAUCCGGCAGGCCAUCCAGUUUUAUCUGUCGCUGCAGGACACCAACUUUGUGCGCUUCUUCCAGCUGCUGAGGCAUCCGGAAACAAGCUAUCUGAGUGCCUGCAUCCUCGUGAGGUACUUCACACGCCUGCGCGUGCUCGCCCUGCACCGCCUCAUCCAGGGCUACAGGGCACCACGCAAGAACGAGGUGUCCUCGCUGCCCCUCGCCUAUGUGGCCCAGAUGCUGGCCUGUGAAAGCCAGCAGGAGGCCGCCAACUUUGUCCAGCACUAUGGCCUGGAGAUCAACCAGGACAAUCGCGUAGUACUCACCUCAAUGGACAAUCCGGAGGUGGACUACAAGCUGGAGCGUCAGCUGGAGCUGGUGGAGUCCAAGCGAUAUCAGAGCGUGGGUGAAUGCAUCUGCGGCGAGCCCCUGCCGCCCAAGACCCUCUAUAGCAGCCAUCGUCCGCACAACAGUUUCAAUGCGCACCAAAUGCUGAAGAGAAGCGCCUGGUCGGCCAAGGAUCAGAUGCCCAACCAGGAGCCAGAAGAGGAUUCCCUCAAACCACCUCAUCAAAGGGACAACCUGUUUAAGGUGCCCAUGCAGCCGGCAACAGCGGGCGCAGGAGGCUUCAGCUUUUCGCCGCCCAAAUCGAGGAUGCAGGAGGCAGCGGCUGUUGCUCUGGCAGAGCAACAGCGCCAGCAGCAGGCCCAAAGGGCCCAGGAAGAGGCCAGAAUGAUGGCUCUGCAGCAGGCCAUAGCUGCGGCCAAGCAGCGUGAGGCCGAACUUAUGGCUCUCCAGGCAGCUAAGGCUGCGGAAGCGGAGCGCGUGCGCCAGCAGCGCCAGCAAGAGCAGGAGGCGGAGUUGCUGCGUCGCAGGCACGAACAGGAGGCGGAGCAGCAGCGAAAGCAGCAACAGGUGCAGCAAAUGCAGGAGACGCUGGAACAGCAGGAGAGACAGCGUCGGGAGCAGCAACAACUGCAGGUGCAGCAGCGUGAGUCCCGCCAGCAGGCCCAGGCCCUCCGCCUGUACGAGGAACUGUUCGAGGAGACGCUGCACAGUAUAGCUUCCCACCAGCAUAUUCUCGAGCAGCAGUUCCGCCAAUACUUUGAUCACAUGGUGGAUAGCAUCACCAGUGAGCUGGUGGAGCGCGAGGUCCAGAAGUCCAUCUACGAGAUGGGUCUGAUGCGCAUUUAUUGGCGGCGGUGGCGCGACUUUCGUCGUGUUCAGCAGCAGAAGGACACGCUGUUCAACCAGCUGCCGCUCAGCUUCGGUGCCGAGAAGCCGGAACAACUGGUCGACGAGCAGUCCGUGGAGGAUUCGCUGCGUCUCAUACGACGCUAUCGGCAGGGCGAGGCCUGCAACUAUAACCAGCUGCUGACCGGCAUGGGUGAUCGCAGCUGCUGGCUGAAGCUGGAUCUCUGGAAGGUGCUCGCCCAGUAUCUGCCGCAGGGCCAGCCAGGAGCGCGACGCUUCUACAAGCUGCUGCUCUCCCUCCCCGAGGGCGAGAAGGGACUCAAGUUUGACUACAGCCUGGAUCGAGGACUCCUGCAGCGGCCGCCGCUGCAGAACACAGACGAACCGGUGCCGGUGCCGCAGCCAGGCGGCUAUAUACAUGGCGUGGCCCAUGGCGUGGCCCUCAGUGUGCUGAAGAUUCGCGUUGGACAAGAGUCCAGGUCAUCGACAUGGGCCCAUGCCGAUGGUAUCGUUUGCUUUGCCAGCUCUUCGGACCUGCAGGAGAUCCCCCAUCGCCUCCAGUCCAUCAUCCAGGAGAGUCGUUGCGCCGAUGUAGCUCUGGUCUUGGAGAGUCCGAUGCACGCGCCGACACUCGAGGAGGGGCUGUGGCGGCAGCUGAAGCAGCAGCUCGAUCAACUGGGCCUCCGAUCCUGGAGUAUCUUAUGCCAGCGGGAGACGUCGCAGCGCAGUCAGCUGAUGCCGAUGAUGCAGUCGGCCCUGACGUUUCUGGCCCAGCAGCCGCAUCGCAGCCGCGGCGGGAUUCUUCGGCAAGAAGAGCUGCGGGGUUUCCUUGUCGACAACCUGGGGCCGGAGCUAUUCCGACGCCUCAGGCAUGCGGCAGACGUAGACCAGACCAUCCGGCGGAAGAGCCGUGAGUCGCCGCAGUUCUGCGUUGAGUUAUACAAUGAGGCAGUGCGUCGCCUGCAGCUGGUGGCUGGCGAGGAUCUGCAGCACUGUCCUCAGUUCCCACAGGACCUGCGUCCGUUCGUAGAGCCCUUGUCUACGCUGGAGCCCCUGCCAGAGAGCCGUCUGGAAUACUUUGUGUCCGGAUGGGAGCGACCGAACCAACGCGGGCGCAUUGUCCAGCUGCUGGAACUGGCCAAGCUGCCUCAGAUGCCUGCGCUGCCAUUGCGCCGAGAUAAGCAGGAAGACCUCUGCCAGUGGGUGCUGGACUGUGUCCAGGCAAGCCAGCAGGAGGAUCUGGUGGAGUGCAUCUGCCUGCAGGCCGUACCCUGCUUGGAGCAGGAGGCGCCCAACUACCUGGACCUAACGCAGCUGUUGGCCCUGGAGCGACUGCAGUUUGUGCUGCGACGGGAGCUGGACCUCCCCAAGGUCAUUGUCUACAGGACACGCACCAUGAAGAGCUACUUCCAAUCGCCGUGGUACUACGAUUUUCAGCAGCCCGAACCAGGUUCCCCCGAACCACCUGUCGAGGCGGUAGAGUCUCCCCCGCCCAUGGAGGAGCUUAACUUUGACGACAUCGUGAGCAAAGCUGAGAGCGUGCUGGCCAUCUGCGAAAAACUGAGUGAAGAGCGCCGCACCCUGAGGGAUCUCAAUGUGGCGCGCACGCCGAAGUACCAGAGCAGCAGCAGCAGCGGCAGCAGCAGUAGGUAUCCCCAACAGAAGCAGAAGCACGACGCCGAGAAUCUUCCCAAACGCCAGCGAAUGGACCUUUGACGCUAGAUUAAGAUUAAGAGUCGA